GCGACGGGCGGGGCAGGGCUAUGGGCCGGUGGCGGUGAGCGGCGCGGGGAUGGCGGCGGCCCGCGGCUGCCCCCCGGCGGGCUCCGGGGACCGCGCCAUGGCCGAGCUGCUGCUGGAGUUCUCCCGGGCACAGUACCGCGCCAAGGAUGGCGGCGGAGCCGCCGCUGCUAAGGUGGAGCGGAUCGAGCGGCGGUGCCUGGAGCUCUUCGGCCGCGACUACCGGUACAGCGUGAUUCCCAACGCGCACGGCGAGGUCUGCGCCCACUACCCGCGGCACAUCGUCCUCCUGGAGCGCGACGCCGGCGCCGGCCGCGACCUGUUUGAGAGCACUGUGCAGGCUGGCAAACUGCAGGACCUUAUCAACCGAAGUAAGAUGGCGAGGUGUAGAGGACGAUUUGUUUGCCCAGUCAUUCUGUACAAGGGAAAGCAUAUUUGUAGAUCAGCAACGCUGGCUGGCUGGGGAGAGCUCUAUGGGCGCACUGGCUACAACUAUAUCUUCUCAGGGGGUUCUGAUGAUGCUUGGGCAGAUGCAGAAGACAUUUCAGAGGAAGAUCCUGCACUUAGAAAUGCAGACUCCCAGCUGUUUGACAAGGUCAGAGGGCACGACAUCAAGCUGCUUCGAUACCUGUCUGUCCGAUAUAUCUGUGACCUGAUGGUGGAAAACAAGAAGGUGAAGUUUGGCUUGAAUGUGACGUCUUCUGAGAAGGUGGACAAAGCUCAACGUUACGCUGAUUUCACGCUUCUCUCCAUCCCAUAUCCAGGCUGUGAAUUUUUUAAGGAGUACAAAGACCGGGAUUAUACAGCUGAAGGUCUCAUAUUUAACUGGAAGCAGGAUUAUGUAGAUGCUCCAUUAAGUAUCCCAGUCUCUCUGACCCAAUCUCUGAGUAUUGAUUGGAGCGAGUACCAGAGCUGGGACCUUGUGCAACAGACACAGAACUACCUGAAGCUGCUGAUCUCCAUUAUCAAUACUGAUGAUGACAGCGGGCUCCUGGUGCACUGUAUAUCCGGCUGGGAUCGAACUCCUCUCUUCAUCUCCUUAUUGCGCCUCUCCUUAUGGGCUGAUGGACUGAUCCACACAUCCCUGGAGCCGUCUGAGAUUCUCUACCUGACAGUGGCCUAUGACUGGUUUCUGUUUGGGCACAUGUUAGUCGAUCGCCUCAGUAAAGGAGAAGAGAUUUUCUUUUUCUGCUUCAAUUUUCUGAAGCACAUCACCUCUGAGGAGUUCUCUGCUGUGAAGUCGCAGAGAAGGAAGAGUUUGCCCCCUGGCUUCACCCUGGAAGAGAUCUGCAUGCUCAAGCAGAGAGACCGAGGCAGCACCACAAGUCUGAGCAGCGACUUCUCCCUGGGGAUGGAAAGUUCCCCUGGAGCAGCUGGGAGCUUCACCUACGAAGCAGUGGAGUUGAUGCCAGCAGGAGCACAGGCUCAAGCAGCGUGGAGGAAGAGCUGUGCAUCGUCACCACAAGCCGUGCUCUGGAGCAGGGCACAGCAGUCUGAAGACAGGCUGCCUUCCACAGGGAUGGUCGAAGUCAAGUCCUCCAGCUCCUCCUCAUCAACCCAUUCUGAUAACUUCCUGAGGAUUGGAAGCAGCCCACUAGAAGUGCCCAGAUCCAGAUCGGCGGACCAUUCUCUGCCCGGAUCUUCCGUUUCCACAGACUUUGGCAGCUGGCAGAUGGUGACAGGGUGUGGCAGUAUUCGGGAGCAGGCAAUCCUGAGCGCAGACGCCUCUCUCCCUUGCAGCUUCCCGGAUGAGUUCCCUAGCACUUGCCUGCUGGUGUCGGCGAGCGACCGCGAGUCCCGGCUGGAAGAAGUGCGUUCUGCCUUUCUGGCCAGCUACAGCCGGACCAUCGGCCUGAAGGCUGUGCCCCCCAGCCCCUCGGGGGCCAUCGGCGGCCUCCUCGAGCAGUUCGUGCGGGGCGUGGGACUGAGAGGCAGCAGCAGCAGCACGCUCUGAGCGUGGCGUUGCUGGGCUGCUGGCUGGAGAACCGGGACCCGGCAGGUCCCCCUGGCCGAGCCGGGAGCCUUUUCCUGGGGUGGGCACUGCAGCACCCACCCGGCCCGCUGCCGGCCACCCCUGCCUGGGGCUGGGGGAGCGUGGGGGGCUCUGACGAGUCUCUGCAGUAAAGACACCCGAGCUGUGCCCUC
Grus americana (Whooping crane) is the source of this 2142-nucleotide messenger RNA. It is a transcript of the gene MTMR14, whose product is annotated as myotubularin related protein 14. The transcript has 19 exons. The coding region runs from base 50 to 1951 and encodes 633 amino acids. NCBI's taxonomy places the organism in Eukaryota, Metazoa, Chordata, Aves, Gruiformes, Gruidae. Gene Ontology annotation, biological process: dephosphorylation. Gene Ontology annotation, molecular function: phosphatidylinositol-3-phosphate phosphatase activity. The record is from RefSeq and is a predicted model, not a curated record.